UAAUGUUCAUCCCUCUUCAGCAGCACAGAAACUAUCCAAACUAAUAAUUUUAAUAAUAAUUCUACAUUGAAUAAGAGCUGGUGUUCAUCCAAAUUUGUAUUACUCCGCCGGCUAAGUCUCACUCCUCCCGCCGCAAUUUGUUGAAUCAAAGAUAAACUAACAAUGGAUCUAUUAUUGCUGACACUGUUUCUUGGAUUUGUAUCGGGGAUGCUCAUUCUCAUCCCUCGACUUCGUAAAUCUGAUACUGGAAAAGGGGCGCAGCAAAAGUUUGCUUCUCAGGCAUCCAAAGCAUACACCAAAGCUGAUGUUUCAUCACACAAUAAGAGGACUGACUGUUGGAUCAUCAUAAAAGAUAAGGUCUAUGAUGUUACCUCCUAUGUAGAGGAGCACCCUGGUGGUGAUGCUAUCCUUGUUCAUGCUGGUGAUGAUUCAACUGAAGGCUUCUUUGGGCCACAACAUGCUACACGUGUCUUUGACAUGAUUGAGGACUUCUACAUUGGUAAUCUAGUGAAGUAAUUAUUUGGACAUUGACUCAAUUGGUCAGUUUUCAAUCAUGUAAUUUUGGAGCUCAAUCGUAUUAUUUUUUAAACAUUGCAGUUCAUUCCAACUUAAUUCCUUGUUUCUUUUUUGUUAAUCAAGCUUGUGAUCCCUUUUGUUCUUCUA
Messenger RNA from Salvia hispanica, 663 nucleotides. It is a transcript of the gene CB5LP, whose product is annotated as cytochrome B5-like protein. NCBI's taxonomy places the organism in Eukaryota, Viridiplantae, Streptophyta, Magnoliopsida, Lamiales, Lamiaceae. The record is from RefSeq and is a predicted model, not a curated record. Gene Ontology annotation, molecular function: heme binding. Gene Ontology annotation, cellular component: intracellular membrane-bounded organelle; membrane.